Molecule: messenger RNA, 654 nt
Organism: Xiphias gladius (swordfish)
Lineage: Eukaryota; Metazoa; Chordata; Actinopteri; Istiophoriformes; Xiphiidae
Product: tubulin alpha chain
Exons: 1
Biological process (GO): microtubule cytoskeleton organization; mitotic cell cycle
Cellular component (GO): cytoplasm; microtubule
Molecular function (GO): GTP binding; structural constituent of cytoskeleton
Source: RefSeq, a predicted model, not a curated record
ACCAUCAAGACCAAGCGCACCAUCCAGUUUGUGGACUGGUGCCCCACUGGUUUCAAGGUUGGCAUCAACUACCAGCCGCCCACUGUGGUGCCCGGCGGAGACCUGGCCAAGGUCCAGAGGGCUGUGUGCAUGCUGAGCAACACCACUGCUAUUGCAGAGGCCUGGGCUCGGCUUGACCACAAGUUUGACCUGAUGUACGCUAAGCGUGCGUUCGUUCACUGGUACGUGGGUGAGGGAAUGGAGGAGGGAGAGUUCUCCGAGGCCAGAGAGGACAUGGCAGCUCUGGAGAAGGAUUAUGAGGAGGUCGGAGUUGACUCUAUUGAGGGUGAGGGAGAGGAGGAAGGAGAGGAAUAUUAAAAAGGGACAUGAAGGCACUAAACAGGAAAUAAUUGAUUCCAUUCAUUCUUAAAUACAUUCCAAAAAGAAAUGUUUUUCUACUAAUUUGGCAUUUAAGAACAAAACUCCAGAAAAUGUUGAGUCCAGAUGUUCAGUUCUUGUUAUAGGAAGGCCAUAGGCGUCAUUACCAGGUUGUAUGCUGGAGGUAGGAAGGAGUUCAUUCUUUGGAGGGUGAGGAAGAGGAGUAUUAAAGGAGACAUAAAGCACUAGUGAAACAUGAAAGUUUCUUAGUAUUUGUUCUCGCGGGCAUUCCAAGAA